CUUCGGCGAAGGGUGGACAACGUUUACAUUGAAAAUACAGAGGAAAAGCCUUUGGUAUUUUUUUGUGUGUUUACAUUAUGGUUUUCUUCUCUAGCAACUCAUAAUAUUAAGAUUGUUAGUAAGAAAAUGCAUUGAAAAAAACUUUUUGUACCCGGAAGAAGUGGUUUGAGUUAUAGUGUCAAUAUUUUAGUGAUGCACAGCUCCGUCGUCUGCUCUGCUGCAAUUUUUAGUGUUGGGAAAAGUUAAAGUUUCGAUAGUGUAUUUACUUAAUUUGCCCUAUCUUCUGUUUGCAUUUUCGUAAUUGGCAACGAGCUUAAAACUGUUUUCCAAGCUGUAUGGAAGCUGUUACAGGCUCUGGACUUUUGUCUACUGGCUCAUUUUCCCUUUACCAAAAUGCUUAACUAACUGAAGUUUGGUGUAUCAGCUCAUUUGUUACAGUCAAAUUCAUGACGAGUUUAGCUCAAUUUGACUUUCAAACUCUUAAAAUUGAGGACUCAAGUGUGUUAGAUUGCUCGACUAUGUCGGGUGAUCGCGUUGGUAGGGUGUUAAGAGGAAAUCCGUCUCAGUAUGUCAAACUAAACAUCGGGGGGUCCCUGCACUACACAACCAUUGGGACCCUAACCAAACAUGAUACUAUGUUAAGAGCAAUGUUCAGCGGUCGCAUGGAAGUUCUGACAGACUCUGAAGGUUGGAUUUUGAUUGAUCGAUGUGGAAACCAUUUCGGAUCUAUUUUGAAUUUUCUGCGAGAUGGAUGUAUACCACUGCCUGAGUCUGCGAAAGAGACAGCUGAAUUACUUGCUGAAGCCAAAUAUUAUUGCAUUUCUGAUCUCGCUGAAAGCUGUGAACGAGCCUUGCAGAAAAAGCAAAGGGAUGCAGAGCCGAUUUGUAGAGUAGCUCUGAUUACAUCACAGAAAGAAGAGCAACUCCUCAUAGGCUCAACAACUAAGCCUAUAGUUAAGCUUCUUAUAAAUAGACACAAUAACAAAUACUCUUAUACAAGUACCUCUGAUGAUAACCUCUUGAAAAAUAUAGAGCUUUUUGAUAAGUUAUCACUUCGGUAUAGUAUGAGAUUGAUGUUUAUAAAAGAUGUUAUUGGAUCUAGUGAAAUAUGCUGUUGGUCUUUUUAUGGACAUGGGAAGAGGGUUGCUGAAGUUUGCUGCACCUCGAUUGUUUAUGCAACUGACAAAAAGCAUACUAAGGUUGAAUUCCCUGAGGCAAGAAUAUUUGAGGAAACUUUGCAUUUAUUUCUGUAUGAAGACCGAGCCGGACCAGAUCAGGAGCUAAUUCAAGCUACUUCUUCUCGCUGUGGUGCAGUGGCUGGAAUGUCUUCUUACACUAGUGAUGAAGAAGAAGAGAGAUCUGGCCUAGCUAGACUUCGUUCCAACAAGCAGAACAACACCUAGGGUCGACAGCAGCUCCUGGAAAGGUGACCAAGCCAACGUCCAGGUGCUGCUCUGCGCGAUGAUACCUGGAUAACUCGAAUUCAAAACUUCUGGUGAAUAACCAGUGACCUUAGCGCUGAUAAAAAGAUUAUUUUGAUUAAAUUCUUUAUCUGACAUUUCCCUCAUCAAAUGGGAAGCAGACAGAUAGUCAGUAUUGUAUCCUCUUCUUUUGGAAUUGUUAAGCAGCAUAUUGUAUGUAAUACAUAAUAUACUGUGAUGUAUCGAAAUUUACCUCUUGACAAAAGCAGGCAUUGAAAGAAUUGCCAUUAAUUUCAAGUUUGCUUUUUAGUUUACUUUUCAAUUGGGGUGGAAAUGGUAGCCAAAACACUACAUUCCAAUUUAACCCAUGUGUAAGAUGGAUAUGUUUCAUUAAAAAAAGUUAUCAAGCAAAAAAAAUUGAUAAUCUAGCCAUUUAAGUUGUUAUUUUGAAAGUUUUCUUCGCAAAGAGUGGCUUCUAUUAUAUUACAUAGAAAGUUUACAAAGCCUUAUUUGACUUAAAAGCCUUGUUAGAGAGAAAACAUUUUGAGCAACCAUUGUGUCGGGUAGUGAGUCAUGGGCUGCUUGUACAUGAAUACUUCCAGACUUUACAGUAUUCGUACCUUUUCCUCUGCUCUGUGUCAAAAUAUGUGCCCACACAACAUGUACUCAAAGAUCUUUGUCACUGACACUUCUUUCUAUUGAUCCCAAAUAAGUAUUGUUUUCCUUGUGCCAAAGUAAAUCACAUUAACGUAUUAUACUAAAUUAAAAUUGCCAUAAAAUAUGUUUUCAUUAUUUGAACCACGGUACAUUAAUAGAAGUGGUUUGUGUGAUAUUUUCCCUCUUUAAUCACAUGCAUAAUUUUAUCAUUCUGUUAACUGACUGUGUGUGUAAAUGGACUCCAUCGCACAUGUUACAUGUUUAUUCCAUCUGCUGAUCAUGAGAUUAGUUUAAUUAUUCUGCUAAAAAAAGCUGCUAUGACUGGAUGCACUGUAAUUGUCUGUUGAGAUUGUUUUACAGCAAGUGUCUUGUUGGUUUUUCUUUAAUACAGUGUAUAGAGAACCUUAACUUCAAAUACUGACAGGAAAAUGGUAAAAACUGUUAAGGAAAUGCAGUAAAUGAGACUCAAUCUUUGUUUUUUUAUUAUAAAAGAUAUGACUGUUAAGUUAUCUUUUUAUUUUCAAACAUUGUUGUUUUUGUUGGAAGGUUAUAUAGUAUUUAUAAACUUUGUGUUAUCUUGACACAGUAAACAUAGUACUAUUGUUUCCCCAAGAAUGAAUGUCUUAUGAAAUCAUGACCCCAUAAUUUGUUUGCUAGGAAGUGUUUCAAAUGAAACUGUCGCUGCCAUGGUUACUGGCAUGUGGUUACAGGUAACACCUUUUAUUCUGUAUCAUAGAUGUACAUUGUAUUGGAAAUGAGCCUCACCAAUCAUCAUGUUUGACACUGCACAGGAAUGCUGCUGUCUGACAGGCACAUUCAAUUACUUUUUGUUUUGUGAUGUGAAGGGUAUAUGUAGCAGCAACAUACAUGUUACUCUUAAGGACUAAUCGCAUGUUUAGAAGAAGCAAAACUAUCUAUUGUGGCUGUGACAUUGGAAAAAUGAUGAGAUACUGCAUACGUAUUGAGGGUGUGUGGGGUUUCAUUCAUCACAAAUUAUUUUAUUAUUCUGUUUUUUAUACAGGUAUUUUUAAUUCUCUCAUGUGACAUAAGCAUUGUUCAGUAAAUUUCAGAACAGUUUGUGAUAUUCUCACUUUUAUUUAGACACUAUUGAAUCUUAGCUAAAUGUUAUGCUAAAUGUAAUGUGAUCAGCGUGAUCAGCAGAGCGUAACUUCCUAUAUAAAAUAAAUACAAUAUUGCUUCUCAA
Molecule: messenger RNA, 3282 nt
Organism: Thrips palmi
Lineage: Eukaryota; Metazoa; Arthropoda; Insecta; Thysanoptera; Thripidae
Product: BTB/POZ domain-containing adapter for CUL3-mediated RhoA degradation protein 3
Exons: 5
Coding region: 447-1403 (318 amino acids)
Biological process (GO): protein homooligomerization
Molecular function (GO): protein binding
Source: RefSeq, a predicted model, not a curated record